Molecule: messenger RNA, 6104 nt
Organism: Hippoglossus stenolepis (Pacific halibut)
Lineage: Eukaryota; Metazoa; Chordata; Actinopteri; Pleuronectiformes; Pleuronectidae
Gene: cadm1a
Product: cell adhesion molecule 1a
Exons: 12
Coding region: 61-1386 (441 amino acids)
Biological process (GO): susceptibility to natural killer cell mediated cytotoxicity; cell recognition; detection of stimulus
Cellular component (GO): plasma membrane; neuron projection; synapse
Molecular function (GO): signaling receptor binding
Source: RefSeq, a predicted model, not a curated record
GUCCCGUUGUAGCUGGAGGUGAAGCAGCCUCUCUCUGCCAUACUGAAGCAGGUGUCCAACAUGGCGAACACUGGCAGCGGCUCUCUGGCGACUAUUCUCUUUUUAUUCCUCUUCCAAGCGGCCCCGCACAAAGGAGCUGCUCAGUACCCAGUGGUGAGUCAGAACCUGGUGACGGACAACGUGUCCGUGGUGGAGGGGGACAUGGCGAUGAUCAGCUGUCGGGUGAAGGACAACGACGACUCCGUGAUACAGCUGCUCAACCCCAACAGGCAGACCAUCUACUUCAGGGACGUGAGGCCACUGAAAGACGCUCGCUUUCAGCUGGUGAACUUCUCCGACAAUGAGCUGCGGGUGUCACUGUCUAAUGUCUCGCUGUCGGACGAGGGUCGAUAUGUUUGCCAGCUCUACACGGACCCCCCGCAGGAAGCCUACGCUGACAUCACUGUGCUAAUUCCUCCAGGUAACCCCAUCAUCGAGGCCCGGGAUGAGGUCCUGAGUGAGGGCAACGAGACGGAGAUGACCUGCACUGCCAUGAGCAGUAAGCCCGCCGCCACCAUCAGAUGGAUGAAGGGAGAUAAGGAGCUUCCAGGCAAGCCCAAAGUGGAGCUGACCUACGACAAGAUGUACACAGUCACCAGCCGCCUCACGUUCACUGUGAAUAAGGAGGACGACGGUGUUCCUGUGAUCUGCAUCGUGGACCAUCCGGCAGUGAAGGACUUCCAGGCACAGAAAUACCUCGAGGUGCAGUACAAACCGGAGGUCAAGAUUGUGGUGGAAUUUCCUCAGGGGCUGACCAGGGAAGGAGAGAACUUGGAGUUGACGUGUCAGGCCAAAGGCAAACCCCAGCCACAGCGGGUGAACUGGGUCAAGGUGGACGACGAUGUGCCGUCACAUGCCGUCAUCACCGGCGGCGAUCUCUACAUCGAAAACCUAAACAAGUCGUACAACGGAACCUACCGCUGUGUGGCGUCCAAUUCGGUGGGGGAGUCUUUCGACGACUACAUCCUCUAUGUCUAUGAUGCUCCCACUACCACCCCUAUACCCACCACAGCCACCACCACCACCAUCAUCACCACCACCAUCUCCUACCCCGAAGCCAAUCAAGACUCUGCGCCCAGCACUGAACCUGCAGCUCAUGAUUCUCGAGCCGGAGAAGGAGCGCCCAGGACGGUGGACCACGCCGUGAUUGGAGGAGUGGUGGCCGUGGUCGUCUUCGCGAUGCUGUGUCUACUCAUCGUGUUGGGGCGCUACUUCGCAAGACACAAAGGUACCUACUUCACACACGAAGCCAAAGGAGCAGACGACGCGGCGGACGCAGACACAGCCAUCAUCAACGCAGAGGGUGGCCACACCAACUCGGACGAAAAGAAGGAGUACUACAUCUAAUCCAAACAGGACCCCUCACUCUGGUGUCCUCUUUGGGACACCGAGCUGGUUUUGGGGCCGGGGGCGGAGGCGGGGGCGGGGCUGGAGUUGGUUCAGGAUCACUUUUAGUGAGAGUCGAGGGGUCAACGCGUAGACGAGGAAUGGGUUUUUAAAAGAAAGGCCUGGUUUUAAGCCGUUGUUUAGUCUCUAGUCUGCAGAUGUAGAUGGAAUGUUUUGUGUGUUUAAAAAAAGUUACAAAAAAAUCAAAAAAGGAGGUUAAAAAAAAACGGGGAGGGUUUGGAUUUUCGGUAAACUGCGAACGGGUUGGGGGGGGAGGGAGGGGAGGGGGGUGGGUGCGCCAGACGUUGCCAGAAAUCACUGUAGAGAGCUUCACCAUUCGACACCUCCCUGACUGCUGGUACGAAUUUUAUUUAGUUCAACCAUUUGCAGAAAAUUCUGUGCCUUGUUCUGAAUAUUUCUUUUUUUUUUUUUUUGUUUGUUUGUUUUUGAAUCCAUACUUUGGGUUUGUGUUGAUCCUCAUUUGCAUAAAACCUUGUUGUUCCCCCUCCUCACUUGUAAAAUCGAUGUGCUGUUGGCUUUUGUAUGAGGGUAAAAAUUACACAGCCACUUUAUUCAUUUCCCCUUAAUGUAUCUGCACACACACACACACACACACACACAGAGACACACAAACACACACACACUCUCUCCAGUAUACUGUGAUUCGUCUCAAGCCAUUACUUCCCACUAUUUUUCUUUCCCUGAAGUUUUGACGGCUCCAAAAAUGCAUGAAAUACUUUACAUAUCAUUGUACAAAGGACAUAAAUGAGAAACAGGCUGGAUAUACUGUAUCUACCCCCCCACCCCGCCCCCGCCCCCCGCCCCGUCCUCUACAACACCGCAUUCAGACGAGAAUCAGAAUGAAGCCAGUGAAGAAUAAUGGGAAUGAUCUUCCCAUUUAAUUUGGCCAAGUCAGCUUUUAAAUUCAUUUUUAAGGAGUUUUGUUCUUCAAUUACUUUCCUUAGUGAAGUGAUGUCGUACAUUAUCCCUCCUCACUGUUUCAUUACAGUAAUUCCUUCCUCUGUUUAGUGUUAUUUUUCUUCUCUUUGGCUUAAUGGCAGCCUGCUCUUUUCCCACCGGCUUUUAUUGAGUUGUAAUGAUGAGAUUUAAGUGAUUUCCAUCUGUUUUCGCUCCUGAAUAUAUUUUUUUUCAUGCAAAUGGGGGAAAGUAAGAAAAUGUAAAUUGUUUUCAAAUUGUUUCUGGGGGUAGAGACUUUCAGCGAAGAUGUUUGAAACGGCUGUUGAAAAUAUAUUUGGCAUUGAUAUUGGUCGACCAGCAGCCAUGUACAGAACUCGACUGAAAAAAAGAAACGGCCUUAACCAAACUCCAAAAAACGAAACUUGUUCAAAUUUACUUUUAGGAAUAUUUAAGCUGCACAAAAUAAAAUAAAAAUGGAAAAGCUCAUGUUAUUUCGUAGACACGCAAUCCAAUGUAAAUCAAUCCAAUGGAAUCACAGCUGUAUUGUACACUAAUCCUUACUAAGAAAAUAUUUUUUACUAGAGUUACGAUGGAGUACCUUUUGUGGAUUUUAUCAUUUCGCAUUGUGAGUUUCUGUCAAACUGUUAAAAAAAACAAGCAAAUGUUUGGGAAAGUAAAAUGUCUUCGAACCGUCACGCUCUGAGAGACGAGUCCCGUCUUUCCACUUCCGUGUCACCUCCCGAAACACACACAGCCUGUGGUCUUUGCUCGGACUCAGCAGCUCCAGUGCGUAAACAUUCGAUAUUCUUUGCAUGUGUGUACGUGCUGAAACUCGUUCCUUCUGCUUCUCUAUCUCGCUUUUACGUGUCACGCGCCAAAACUGAACGAGGAUCAGUUUUUUGCCGUGCCCUGAGGGACGCCAGAAGUGAUUGAUUGUUUGUAAGGGAAGUUAAUACACGUUGUUGUGCUCGGCGGCGUUAAAUCCGCGGUUUGCAUUCGCGCCUCGGCUUCUCAACGUGGGAACGAGGGCGUGUUGAUGGCAAAUGUUUGUCACAGUUGUGUGUUCACAAAGCAAGCAGCUCACUUAGUGGGUCCUGUGACAGGUGUGGGUGGAGGGAGGUGGAGGUCGAGGUGGAGCGCAUGUUUAACGUUUCUGAAUGUUUCACAUCGUUCUGGACGUUUUAUCAAUACAAACGAUUCUGACUCGUCAUCAGCCACAACAAUAGCUGCAGGUCGUCAAGUACGAUGUUUUAAUGCUCUUAUUUCCUGUGGUUUUUCAAAUCAAAGUUCCUCUUGAGGCGAAUAGCUACAAUCAACUGAACAAAACAAAUUAUGUUUUGAACAUUUCGAGAAUCCUGACCCACAGGUUUGUUGACGAUACAUUUUGUGUGGAGUGUAAAACUAGAUGAGUGAUGCACAUGAUUUUACAGCAUAAAUCCAAACCCUCCAAUAAAAUAUAUAAAUACAUCAUAUCAUGAUUUGAUGAUGGUAAAUCUUUAGAAAUAUCAGAUUAGGAUGCAGAAUCAACACCAAUAGAGAAUGUUAUGAACAUGAAAUAGUUCAUAUAAAUGUCAUAGCAGUCGUUUAGAGAGCAAAUGUUUUCAUUACAUGUUAAUUAGCAAAAAAAAGGCACAAGUGUAAUGUUUUAGCUAAGUCGUCGGAAUUUAGGUGACGAAAAUCAAUAAAACGUAAAACACUGAAAUAACUUCGUCAACAGGUAACUUGGCGCAGAAGGAAAUGCCAUGAAAAUACAGUGAAAAACAUUUGAUGCAGAUAUUCUCACUUUAUGGGACAAUGUGUAAGAACUGGUCAACUAUCGACUUCAUCCUACAAACAUAAUGAGCAGCAUAUUAACUAAAACACUAAAGUGUCCAUCAUUAUCAUAAGAAACAGGGGAUUUCCCUCUUCUGUCCUUCCCCCUCUUCCCCUGUGAAGUAGCUGGACCGGCCAAUCGAGCUCAAGGGGACAAAUCCUGGUGUGCCCCCCCCAACCAUGUUCCCGCGCUUUCUUCCUCAACACAACAAAUAUACGUCUCUGACAUAUCGUAUUCUGUUGAUAAUCUUAGUUAAUUUCUAAUAACUGAAACACUCACAUGUCCCCUUUUCAGUUUCAGGUGAGUUGCUUGCCAUGUGACCACGAGGCCAUCUAAGACUCAAUCAUUUUUUCGUCUUUUUUUCGCCAUGUUAAAACAUUCGAUUUGGAAUUUUUAUGAAUGUGCAACUCAGAUUGCAGUGUAAUAGCUUUAUGGUCGUGCACGAAGUCAGCGUUCAGUCUUUUUAUAUCAAAGAAUGUUGGUUUAGGUUCGUCCGAGUCGUUCGAGAGUCGUUUCUCCGUGAAGUGAAAUGCAUCGUGCGGAUUUUUCACUUUCCUCAGCAUCACACAUUUUUUUCUGCUAACUGAGAAGGCAUGCGGGGAGGGGUUUGGCUUCGCGGAGCUGUGGACAUGUUUUUUUUUUAGAUGGAAGUUACAACUGCUUCUUCUGUUGAAACUUGAGUUAAUUUAAAGUUCUGUACUCUGAGAGGAAUCACCACUAAGUUAACACUGUAUGCUGAUGACACUGUUUUGUGUUUGUUACGUGGAUGGGUGGUGGGGGGGAGGGGGGGUUAUCAAUUUAGGUUUUUUCGAUGUUUUACGGUCAUGGUUUCUGAUUAAACUAUUAACUGACUUGUUCCCGUUGCUUUAUGAAUCACAGAGCAGGUGUCACUUCAUCUGUAAGACUGAGAAUUGUGUGAUUUGUGUUUUACACUACACUUCGCUUCAGUGACAUGUGGCAGCUUCCAUUUGAAUCAGACUUCGACAAAACAUGUACUUGCCAAUAAAGGAAUAGAAGUGAAUAUUGUCUUCUCCCUACAGGCUGAUGCAUUCUCAUAUUUUUUAUUUGUGAAUAUUAAACCCUUUCGUGGGUUCGGUUCUGCAGGAGUGGUCCUCCGAAUGUUUUUGUUCUUCCAAAGUUCCACUUUAACAAAGUAACAAAACGUCACAUUUUGAUGGAGAUGAUUCAGAAAUGAUGAGGAUUUCGAUUUGAAGCAAGAAUGAUACUCAAUGUCAUUGUAUGUGUUGGUUUUUAUUUUCUAUUUCACGCCCGGUAAAGUAAAAGAAAAAUGGAAUUUUUGGUCUUACAGUGUAACUGUUGUACUUUUCUUCACAUUAAAUUCUUUUGAUAAUGUCCUGUCUCAGGUUCAUGCGUUGCUGACUGAUGUGACUGCAUCUCAGGUAGAAUGCAAAGUUUAGGCCCCACCCAUCAGUGACACGACAGCAAGUACAAUGCAUCCUCAUCCAAUCAACACACACACGUUAGAUCCGAGAGGCAGAACUGCUGAGAUCGUUUUUUUGCAUCUAUGUUGUACAUGUUUUCUGUGUUUUUCUUAAUAUUUGGUGCACUGUAAAAGAUGUGUUGAGUAUUACUUUGUGUUUGCAUAGAUCAUGAAGAGAGCACUUGUUUAUUGGAAUGAAGCAGGAUCAGAAACUUGUUGUGGCUGUACUUCUGUCACUCUCCGCACACCGCCGCCUUUAGAAACUCCUUUCAUUCCCCACAACAACAACAACAACAAAAAAAAAGAUUUGAUUGUUUCACCAGUUCUUGUUUUUAGAUUUAUUCUUUUUUUGUCUCUCUGCUGUUCUUGGGAAAUGUUAAUGUGCAUUAAUGGAGAAAAGGAGUUCCACAUUCCCAUACAUAUUUUGUAUUGGUUCAUAAAUAGACAUUUUUACAAAACAAUGAAGAGUUCUUGUCAAUAAAAAAGAAAAGAUGUUAAUGUCCAAAA